GCCGGGCAGCAGCAGGAUCGGUCGGUCCUGUAGUUCUUAUAAAUUACUGCUAGCAGCCAGAACCAGCAGUCAGGGGGGAGUAGUUUGUAUGUUACCGUGCCGCCGUGUGUGACUCUGAGCUCGGCUUGUCGUCGUCGGUGUGAUGGACGUGGACAAAAUGGAGGAGAAGGACUGGAAGUACCACGGGGAGGGAAACAAGAGCCUGGUGCUGUCCCACGUACAGCUUUCCAGAGUUUUGCGCCUGCUCAAGUAUCCUGCAGAAGACUCUGAAAACCCCCCACAGACGGUGGAGCAAGCCUUCAGGCAGAUCCAGAACAUUGUUGACUUCAGCUCCAACGUGAUGAGCAGCCUGCUGGGAGAGAAGUUCAUCCACAGCGGGGAAGUCGUCAAACUGCCGCUGGAGUUUGUGCGGCAGCUCUCCAUCAGAGUUCAACAUCAGAGACCAGCCUGGCGCUGUGAUAAAGUGAUGGACAUCUACAGCGGCUGUGCUCUCUGUCUGCCCAACCUGACAUCGCCAGUCCUCCACCAGCCAACACACACUCCUCCACUCUGCAUUGAGAUCAAGCCUAAAUGUGGCUUCCUGCCAUCCUCCAAACACGUCAGCAAAGACAUCAAAACCAAAGUGUGCCGCUUCUGCAUGCACCAACACUACAAGGUGGCGAGUGGGAAGUGGAGAAGACGCAGUCUGUACUGUCCUCUGGACCUGUUCUCAGGGAACAGACAGAGAAUGCACUUUGCCAUCAGACACCUGAUAGAGGAACCUCAGAACAACUUCAAAAUCUUCAAGGGCGGUCAGUGUAUUUACAGCAGUAAGGAGGGCAGUGACGACUCGUUGGACCUGAACUCUCUGCUGCAUCAUCUCAGACCGUACUUCCUGUACGGAAACAACCGAAUCAACACGACCAGCAAAGCUGUCCUCAACGACUUCAUCCAGGUCCUGGUGAACGCCCUGCUGAGUGGUGGUGGAGGAGGAGAUGGAGGGAUGGUGACGGAGAGACAAGGAGAAGGACGGAGCUUCUGUGAAGCAAGUCUUUUCAACAAGGAGCGGAUCCGACACGGCUCUCAGGGUUUACCCAGCGACAGCGUGUUGUUCAGGAUUCUUCAGACUCAGAUGUUGGACACGCAGGACAUCGAAGGACUUUACCCUUUGUACCACCGAGUGGAGCAACACCUGCAGGACUUCCCUAAAGAGAGUGUCAGAACCCGUCUUCAGAUAGACGGUCCGUACGACGAGGCCUUCCUGGAGAAGCUGCAGAAAUGUCCGACUGAAGACGACGGCUCAGUGGAGUUCGCUGUUGCCAAGGUCCAUCAGUACCGCGUCGCCAUGACGGCCAAGGAUUGCUCCAUCAUGGUUGCCCUGGUGCCGAGCAGUGAGAAAGAGGAGGACGAUGAAGGUCAGAGGCAGCUCAGGGACUUCCUCUCCUCCAGACCUCCUGCUUUCUCUUACUCUGUCUCCAUCUUGGAUCUGGACCCGAAGCCGUUCGACAGCAUCCCUCGCCAGCUGCGCCUGGACCAGAAGAUCGUCUCCUGCUACCUGAGGACCGGCGGUGCCUUGCCAAAGGGCUCUCUGCCGUCGCUGCCCGGCAUCUUCACGGCUGCAGAGAGAGAGGACUGCACGCUGCUCUUCCACCCCGUGUGAAAGGCUGACGAAGCGGAGGGGAGACGCCAUGUCGACACAGAGGUCUAGAAUCACUUAAAGCAGAGCUGUCAAAGACUUUUACUGCGGCACUUUCUCACGCUGACGGCCAUCAGCUCCCGCUGCUGCUCAGCAACAUUUAAAAUCUCCAGGAAGUCGCCAGACGUUUGAGCGACUUCCAGAUAUUUCUGUUACUGAUUCUAGAGUUGUGUCGUCCUCGUGGUGGCGACCGGCUUCUCGCUCCCGUCAGGAGGUUGAAUCCCGACGUCGCCGCUCCGACCUGUCGUAUUUAUUAGAAAACUCACAGGGAGGUUUGUUCUUUCCCCUUCGGGCGCCGCGACCUCGGCUUGACCUCCUUACGGGAUGUUUGCGGGCUGUUUGUUCUCGGAGGCGAAGUGAGGGAGGAGGGUGAAAGUGAAAGUACAGGAAAGGAGGUCGUGGAGGUGCGACGUAUGUAUGAUGUCAUAUCCUGAAUGUAGGCGGGGGGUCUCUGACGGAGGUCGGAUUGUGCUCUGUGAGGCAUCGCCAUAGUAACAGAAGCAGGGAGGAGGGGCGUGGAGGGUGUUUCAGUUCUCUGCUGGACUCCACGGAGGUUUCAUCACAUCACAACUCUUAAUUAAUUAAUUAGAUGAGAUGUAUCGAAAACCAGAGCGGCGCUUCGCCUCCUCGCUUCUGUUCAGUCGGUUUUUGGAUGUUAACGUUCUCUCAUCAGACAUUUGUGCCGAAAUGUUUAAAGAUUUUUUUAGUUUUUCCUCGAUCAGGGAGGUUGAGUGUCACUAAAAGGGUCAGCUCACCCAAGUUUAUUUAAGUUUUGAGAUUUCUGCCUCUUCUGAAAUCCGACGAAGAUAAUCCACAGAAGAUACUGUAGUUUUACAAUAGGAAACUUUUCAUUUGAAGGAAAAUCCAGUUUAUGAAACGUUCUUAAAGGUCCAGUGUGUCAGAUUUAUGAUGGCUGGAAUGAAAUACUCAUUAGUACGUACAAACCAAACUGACCUAGAGUUUUUCUUACAUGUUUGGAAGGAGAGGGUGAGACGUGAGAAAGACGGUGAGCCUUAAAAACUCGGCUCACCCUCAUUUGUUUCACAGCAGAGGCAGAAACCUCAGACACCCUUUAAACCUGACAAAGAACCAACAGCACUGUUAUAAACUAACGUUCAUUCAGACGAGCGAGGCAGUCCCAGCACCAACAAUUAACACGUUGUUGAAUUAACGCCUCUCUAACAGCGUCAGCACUAACACAGAGUUCUCUAUAUCAGUGACAGAGCUGUUGUAUCGUCUGUCCAUCGUUGGGUAAACGGACCUUUAGAGGUCCGGCUGGGAUCUCUGACGAAGCCGCUCUCGUCGGGUUCACGUGAAGUCGUUUGUGUCGCUAAAAGCACAUGUUAACUCUUAUCGUCGUUAGAAUAAUUCAGCGUGUUUAGUUCAGUCUAACAUUACCUCGUCGACUAACCCGGGUUGGAUAAGGUACAGUUACAUCACGCUCCGUGUCCCGUUCACAAUCGAACCACCAAGUUUAACGUUUCCCGUCGACUCACAGGUCAGAGUUCACCUUUGACCUGUGAGUUCACACAGUGAGCCGGGGUGAAGCAGAACGGGGGGGCGCUUCAUGUCUUCACCUGAGCGUCCCCGAGAUCGAUCUGACCCACCAGAGCAAGGGCUGCUGGGUAACAGAGCAACAAGCCGAGCUUCACGCCGCCGCUGGUUCUCCUUUUUUGGUGCCACAAGUGGCUUGUUGUGUGUUUGUGGUGAGUGUGUGUGUGUGUGUGUGUGUGUUGAGAAAACCUUGUUACAGGCUGCGUUCACUUCAGCUCCAUUCAGACUGACGUCAGGUCAGUUUUGGAGCCGCUGUGGACGCAGCUGUGAACUCUCAGUACCUCGAACUCGUGUCGGCUCAAACUGGGUCGUCUGAUGUUUGAAAGGAAAAAAAAAAAAAAGAUGUGUUCAAGAGCGCUGGGAUGUUUGAGGACGGUGAGACUUUCUUUGUUACGAUCAGCAGACGAUGUUUGUGCUCGGAUCAUCGUCCUCUCAAACCAGCAGCGCUCACGGAGGCUUCAGAUAAAACUGGUAACACUUGACUUCAGUUCCUCUGUUUACAGCGUCCACUCUCCACCCCUCCAACGUCUAAAGUCAACUCACACUACACGACUGAAACUCAAACUCUGAGUGUUUUCUGGAAACCCGUCAGCUGCUGCCUCGUCUAUCAGGAGCAGUUCUGUUAAAUCCAAACACUAAAACAAAACAAAACAGACAGAUUUAACUCUUUGAAUCAGAACACCGACUCUCAUAACUGCACACAGUUUGACCCUUUAAAGGCUGGAGAGUGGACGGCAGCUGAACUGAACCAACCACUGAUCGUUCUAACUGUUGAACUGAAGACGCGGCAGGCAGCACGGCGGGAGAGCGGAGGCUCAUGGGAGUCGGAUAGCUCUCUGUUGAAGAGUUGACGUCUCUCUGACGUUUUAAAAACAACAACACGCAACCGCAACGACUCAGAUUUCAUAAAUCUUGUCAGUGUGGUCACGAGAAAACAGCCACAGUUUGUGCGUCAUUAAGUCACAGAGAUAAAGACGGCUGUAUGAAGGCAGCGCUGGUCGUAUCACGGUUAAAAACAUUAAAUUAGUGUUUGGUGUCCAUCUGUUAGUCUGAUAACUGUCAUCUCAGACAAAGACCAAAGAAAAACAAACGAGUUAUGAUGAAUGUAAAUAUGAAAUAGUUUAAAUACAGACAAAUAUGUAAAGUUCUUAUUUUUUAGUUGACUCAACUCAAGGUUCACUUACUGCUUCGUUGUGAAGCGUCCAUCAUGGACUUCAUCAGUAGACUGAGUUAGUUGUUGACUCCAGCCAGCGUCUUUCCACGUUUAUAAAAACCAUAUUUGUUAUUUUACAUAAAGAACCUUCAAGGAUCCUGGAAAUCUCUUCAAGGCGGCUGUCGGUUACUGUUGUUCAGAUAUUUAAAGGUGAGAAACUUUUCUCCGUCGUCAGAGAGACGAAGCUCCGACAGGUGAGCUGUCGUCUGAUUGGUCGUCUGCCUCCGCCCGCUGCCUGAGCGUCGGCCUACAGAAACAUCACAGCACUGUGAUACCUACAGACUUCUAAUAACUGCGUGUGUGUACAUAGCUGAGAGAAGAAAACUAUUUGAGAAUACAAAGGCGACACUGCUGUCUGGCAUUUUGUAUUUAAAUUAUUUAUUUUUGUAGAUUUUGACUGAGCUCUGCUGUCACAGCCGUCACAGUCGUGCUCUUUCUAUUGAAUAAAGAUUUCUAAGAGACUAAA
Molecule: messenger RNA, 4908 nt
Organism: Larimichthys crocea (large yellow croaker)
Lineage: Eukaryota; Metazoa; Chordata; Actinopteri; Sciaenidae
Gene: ippk
Product: inositol 1,3,4,5,6-pentakisphosphate 2-kinase
Exons: 14
Coding region: 143-1639 (498 amino acids)
Biological process (GO): inositol phosphate biosynthetic process
Cellular component (GO): nucleus
Molecular function (GO): ATP binding; inositol-1,3,4,5,6-pentakisphosphate 2-kinase activity
Source: RefSeq, a predicted model, not a curated record